UCGGGAAUAUUAUUUUUCUGCAAAGCGAUCAUUUCAGCGGAAAUACGUCAUUUGGCCGCCAUUGUUUUGGCGUCCUCGCCCCAGUAAAGUUAGCCGCUCCAGUUAUUAUAGAACUCAAUGGUCAUUUCACUUACUUGCUGAUCGUUUUUGUAGUCUAGUCGUAACAUUUGCACCGAACUUCUUGCAAUGCCUUCAUUUAAAGAUUUAACCACCUCUGAAUUGUCCACGUUAUUGAAAAAGAAUGGAGUGGAUAAUGAAGUCAUUGAAAAAUUUCAAGAGUGAUAGCUUACCUGUAACACCAAUUCAGUGUCCAAAUGCUCUUACUGAAACUACCAGUACCCCAAAAGAUUGGUUACGGAACUACAAAAUUCCAAAUCGUUAUUCUUAUGCUGUUGAAGCUGGGUUGAAAACAGAGUAUUUACCCCCAAAUUUGAUUAACGAGCUCAUCAGAGAUGUCUGCACAAGUGUGCUAAGAUUUACAAGCCAUCCCAGCAAAACAGAACGUGUAAAGAUUGCACUUAUGAUUGUUGAAUCAUAUCCAUUCUUGAAGGAUCCACUGUUGGAUGCAAACUCAAAGCCAUGGGGAUCUAUUGAGAUGAAAAUCUAUAACCGAUUCAAAAAAUUGCAAAGAAAGAGAUCUAACACGCCUGUUACCAAUGUCUUGCAAACUAAAGGCAAAACAACAAAGAAAAGGAACAGUCACUGUUGGACGAACGUUCCCGAGCCUUGCGAAAGUGAAGAUCUUACAGCAGUGGUAUCAAAAAUAAAAAAAGAGUGGCAGUCAGCCAAAAAGAAUCAUGAAAAAAUUCAGGAGUUGAUGGCUGCAUGCUAUGCUUCUAGAAGAUCACUUGUCUUGGAAGAAGUCAGAAGAAUAGUGGAAGUUGUUGAAAUGUUCCCUCCUUUAGCCCCGUUCACACGGGGAAAUUUUCUUUGACAAAUGAUAUGUGACAAAUAAAUUUUGUCCGUGUGAAUGAACAAUUUGUUACAAAUUUUUUAUGACAAAUGAAUUUGUUCAAAAGCUGGGUUGUUAGCUUUUUUUUGUCGUAUAAAAUUUGUCAAUAAUCAAAUUUGUCCGUCUGGACGACCAUCACAUCAAAUGUGUCAAAUUUUAUCAAACAACAUGGCGACGACGCAAGGAGCGAGGACAACGAAACAUGUGAUUUCUUGGACUGACAGCAGUAUUUCUUUACUUCUCGAUGCCCUUAAGACAAGAGAGAGAGUUUGUGGAACUCUAAGCUGACAUCGUACCGAGAUAGAAAUAUAAAGAAGAGAGAAUAUCAAGAAAUAGUUGCCAUUUUAAGCGCCGAAAUUCCCGAAAUGGAUUUAUCAGCUGUAAAAGCUAAGAUUCAAGGACUUCGAACGACCUUUUGUGAAGAAAUAAGAAAAAUUAAAAAACGUGAGCAUACUGGUUGUGGAUCAGCUGAAAUAUAUGUCCCAAAAUGGAAGUUUUUCAAUGAAUGCUUCUUUCUUGAAGAUGUUGUUGCAUUAAAUAGACCAACAUGCAGUAACAUUGAAGAUGAAAUAGACAUUUCCAAUACAGGCGGCAAUGAGCAUGAAAUUUGGGGAAUGGAUGGAAAUUCUGAAACUGGCAGCACAUGCAGUGAUACAUCAUUUGGUAUGCAUCCAAAAAAAAGAAAAAGAAGCUCAGAAGAAAAUGAAUGGAUGAAGACUGCAGCAAGUGCACUUACCAAGUUGUCCCAAGAUAAUGACGAUCAACAGGAUGAAUGGGAUGUGUUUGGGGUGGAUGUUGCUAAUUCCCUUAGAGCCAUCAACAGCCCAGAGUGGCAAAGACGAGCUAAGUUUGCUGUGCAGUCUGCCAUUUUCCAAGCUGCAGAAAAAGCUCGAUGCACAGUUUCCAACUCUACAUUACGUACAGAUAGUACCAUCCCAGUUAUUGAUUUAUUUUUUAAAAAUUUUAACAACUGAAUAUUUUCAUUUUUAGAAUUGAUUUUUGAAUACACUGCCUCUUACUUAAUUAAUUCAGAAUGUUGAUAUUACAGUUUUUUAAGUGAUGUACUUUUCUACUAACAAUUAAUCUCCUGUAUAGGGAUUGUUUAGUUUCUAGGCUGUUGUUUUUUAUUUUGUAAUAUGUGAAGAAACACUAACCAUACAUUUUUCAUCCAUGAUCCAUCAAGCAAAAUGAUUUUUUGAAUUAAAAAAUUCCAAAAAUAAAAAUUUUCUUGAUUAUAUGA
This is a messenger RNA of Xenia sp. Carnegie-2017, 2192 nucleotides long. RefSeq lists its product as uncharacterized. The record is from RefSeq and is a predicted model, not a curated record. The transcript is spliced from 7 exons. Bases 242 to 934 code for a protein of 230 amino acids. Lineage: Eukaryota; Metazoa; Cnidaria; Anthozoa; Malacalcyonacea; Xeniidae.